Messenger RNA from Strongyloides ratti, 1809 nucleotides. RefSeq names its product General substrate transporter family and Major facilitator superfamily domain, general substrate transporter and Major facilitator superfamily domain-containing protein. The record is from RefSeq and is a predicted model, not a curated record. Bases 1 to 1809 code for a protein of 602 amino acids. Gene Ontology annotation, cellular component: membrane. NCBI's taxonomy places the organism in Eukaryota, Metazoa, Nematoda, Chromadorea, Rhabditida, Strongyloididae. The transcript has 5 exons. Gene Ontology annotation, molecular function: hexose transmembrane transporter activity. Gene Ontology annotation, biological process: monosaccharide transmembrane transport.
AUGUCAACUCUUAAUAUAUGUAUUCAAGAAAAACAAAAUUUGAUAACAGGUGAAAUAAAGAAUGAAAGAAGAAAUAUAUUUUAUUAUUUGUCGUCAUCCCUAAAACAAAAUAAAAUAUUUACAAGAAUAAAUGCUACCCAAUGUCGCAAAAAUAUAUCCAUUAAUUCUAAUAUAUAUUCAUUAAAGGUAUACUUUCGUUUGUAUUCUGUUGUAUUGUCGAUUGGUGUAAGUUCAAUGUUUAUGUGUGCAUUGGAUAGUGUAGCUGAUAAUAUUCUUCCAUCUGCAUUACCAUACUUAAAGAAAGUAUUGAAAUCAAAGAAUAAUAGUUAUAUUUAUUGGGAACAAAUUGUUUCAUCACGUAUUUAUGGUUUGGCUGUUGGGUGUAUUUUAACAAUUCUUAUAUCUAAUAGAUUUAGUAGAAAAUGGCCAAUGUUUUGGGCAACAGUUAUGUGUCUUGUUGGAGCUUUAAUGUCAGCAUUUAUAAAACAUGGUUAUUUAGGUCUUCAUAUAGCUGUUUUAGGUAGAUUUUUAAAUGGAAUUGGAUCUGGUUUGUCACAAGUAAUAGGGAGUGUUAUGAUAGCUGAAAUACCUUCAAAACAACAUCGUGGAACUUUAUUAGCAACAUUGACUGUAUGGUCAUGUAUUGGAGAAUUAUUUGGGAUGACAAUAUCCUUAAAAACAUUUUUAGGUACAUCAAAACUUUGGCAAUAUUCAUUAUCUAUGCCAGCAUUGAUAUUAAUUCCUGCUUUGAUAUGUAUUUAUAUUGCUCCUGAUUCACCAAGAUAUCUUUAUGAAAUAGGUGAUAUUGAUGGUUGUGAAAAAUCAUUAAAAUUUUAUCAACAUCAAUUAGAUAUUCCUAAAUCACUUAGUGAAAUAAAAAAUGAAAUUAAAUGUAUUGAAAAAAAAUCUUUGUAUGAUUCAGAUGAAGAAAAAAGUAGUGAUAGUUCAAAUCUUGAAAUGAAUAGACCAAAUAUUCUUUUAUCUUUAAAUCUAUAUCAAGUCUUAAAAUUAAAGUUCUAUUCUACUGCAUUUUUGAAACCAUUAUUAAUAGGAACAUUUGUUCAGACAUUUGUUCAUUUAAAUGAUUGGAUGUGGAUUUAUUAUUCAACAAAUAUAUUUCAAAAUGUAGGAUUAUCAACAAAAGCAGCAAUGAAUGCUUCUGUUUAUAUGUCAAUUCCACAAGCUUUUGUAAGUAUUGGUCUAUUAUUCUUUUUUGAAAAUUUCAAAAGAAAAAAAUUGUUGGUUGUUCCAACAACAGCAAGUAUAAUAUUAUCAUUAUUAGCAUCAUUUGGUUUAUUUAUAAAUACUGGUUUUUUUUGUAAACAAAAAAUGUGGUUUUGGAUGCCAAUUAUAGCUUCAUUAGAUUUAGUAGCAGCAGCAGUUGCUAGUGAAAGUGCAUACACAAUUGUUCCAGAAAUAUUUUGCCAAAAUGAUCGAGUAUUGGGGACUGCAUUUGUUGGAAUUAUUCAGAAUUUAUUUGGUGGUUUUAUUUCAUCUUAUAUAUUAACUAUAAUAAACAAUUAUGGAGUACAAUAUGUAUUGUUGCCAUUCUGUAUCAUAAAUGUUAUUUAUAUAACUAUUUUUCAAAUCAUUGUUCCAGAAACAUGUAAUGCUACAUUUCAUGAAAUUUACCUUAAAAUACAGAAAAAGAAAUUUACAAUGCCAAAUUUUAAUAAAUUAACCAAAUUUAUACAAAUUUUUGGUUCUAAAAAAGGAAAUAUUAAAUUUAUUAUAAUUAUAAUAUUUCAAAUAUUUGUUUAUAUAAUAAUGUUACAUUACCUUUUAAAUCAUAUCAAAAAAUUUAUAUAA